GUCAACGACAGCGGAAACUUGGCUACUACGUUGAACAAGUUUAGGAUAACGUCGACGAUCGAGACAGUGAUUUCCGACGCUGUAUGUGUUUGCGCAGGUCUGAUGUCUACGAUGAACACAACUGUCGAACAUUGGCAACACCAGUAUGGAAUCGCGAGCUUGUCAAGGCUUCGUGCCUGGACUAUUGCGCAGGCCAUCGGCCUUGUCGGGGCUAUUCUGAUCACACGCUUCUUCGUGAAGCUCAUCAACCACCGCCGCAUGUUCCAGCGACUCCAACGCCAAGGCCUACCUAUGCCUCCGCACGACUUCCUACUCGGUCACCUGGGGCUGGCGGCCAAGAUCGCAAAUAACCUUCCGAGCGAUUUUCACGGGCACUACCUGGCAGGUGAAAUUAGACGGAUGUAUCCUGAUCUACCGGCUGUUUUCUAUCUGGACUUGUGGCCAACUGGCCCGCCAUUGAUGAUCAUUACGACAAGUUACGACCAGGCUCGCGUGACGGCGCAUGAGCCGCAACUUCCCAAGCAUGAGGGCGUGCUGGGGUUCCUGAAGCCGCUCAUUGGAAGUCAUGGCCUCGUCACAAUGGAAGGAGAUGAGUGGCGGUACUGGCGAGGUGUGUUCAAUCCUGGCUUCAACGCCGCGCAUCUCGUGACGCUGGUACCGGGCCUUGUUGAGAACACGCUGGUAUUGCAUGAGAUCCUGCGAGAGAAAGCAGCUGCGGGCGAGGUUUUCUCAUUGUUUGAGACCAUGUCGCGUUUGACAAUGGAUAUGAGCUGUCUCGCUACGCUAGGCUCCCGUCUGAAUGCUCAAAGGCAGGGCUGUGAUCUGGUGUCAGCGUUUCGCAGUCAGGCUGACUGGAUCCCAUCUCCCAAUGAAACGAAUCUCUUUAGGAAAUUCAAUCCAUUGAGGCAUUUGGUUUAUCGCUACAAUCGGUGGAGAAUGGACACGUAUGUCUCGAGCGAGCUUGAGACUCAUUUUGCUGCGAUGCGCUCUCAGGCCCAACUUGGAAUGACCGAGUCCGAGAAAACGUCAGCAGUUCCGAGAAGAAGCAAGGCUGUAGUUGACCUUGCACUGGAGACGUAUCUUCUCUCUGAGAAGAAGAAUGGCAAUGUUCAUCAGAAGAUGACCAUGGAUCCAAAAUUCAAGCAGUACGCCGUCUCUCAGAUGAAGCUGUUUCUGUUCGCCGGCUACGACACAACAGCCGCGGCAGCAGUCUACUCCAUCCACCUCCUCUCCCUUCACCCAUCCUGUCUGUCAAGGGCACGCGAAGAGAACGACACUGUAUUUGGAGCAGGCAGCACUGUCGACGAGACUGGAAGCCGCAUCGCCGAAGCUCCCCAGCUACUCAAUCGGCUAACAUACACAUCAGCCGUCAUCAAAGAGGCCCUCCGACUGUACCCACCCGUAUCAAGCACGCGGGCGUCUGGUCCAGGCUUCACGGUGUCAGAAACCGAUAAUACGCAACUUGAAGGCUUCAUGCUUUGGGGCGUGCACCAUGCCAUCCAUCGGGCACCGGAGCACUGGGUGAGACCGGACGACUUCAUCCCCGAACGCUGGCUGGUCCCUCCUGGAGACGAGCUAUACCCCGCGGACAAGGAGGCGUGGCGGCCGUUUGAGAGGGGCCCACGGAACUGCAUCGGCCAGGAACUAGCGUUGCUGGAGGUGAAAGUCAUACUGGCCAUGGUGCUGCGGGAUUUCGACUUUGCAGACGCUUACGUCGAGUACAACAGGAAGAUCGGACGGAGGGGUCCCACUGAAGUGGCCGGGGAUCGUGCCUAUCAGAUCAUUCAUGGAAGCACUAAGCCCAACAACGGGUAUCCUUGCAGGAUCAAGCAAGCCACCGUUAUGUCUUAG
This is a messenger RNA of Colletotrichum orchidophilum, 1851 nucleotides long. Its product is annotated as AflN/verA/monooxygenase. Gene Ontology annotation, molecular function: monooxygenase activity; heme binding; oxidoreductase activity, acting on paired donors, with incorporation or reduction of molecular oxygen. The transcript has 2 exons. The annotation marks the transcript as partial. The record is from RefSeq and is a predicted model, not a curated record. Lineage: Eukaryota; Fungi; Ascomycota; Sordariomycetes; Glomerellales; Glomerellaceae.